Messenger RNA from Sporothrix schenckii 1099-18, 1176 nucleotides. RefSeq lists its product as uncharacterized. The transcript has a single exon. The coding region runs from base 1 to 1176 and encodes 391 amino acids. The record is from RefSeq and is a predicted model, not a curated record. Lineage: Eukaryota; Fungi; Ascomycota; Sordariomycetes; Ophiostomatales; Ophiostomataceae.
AUGGUGCACCUCAUCUCCGCCCUCCUCCUCGCCGGCUCGGCCAUGGCCCUGCCCGCCCGCGAGAUCUUUGGCAUCCAGCAGACCUGCACUGUUCCCGCCUCCAUCCCGGCCGUGUCCAAUGCCAAGCUGCCGGACCCCUUCACGGCCUCCGACGGCACCAAGGUUACCACAAAGGACCAGUGGGCCUGCCGCCAGCAGGAGAUUCUCAAGGCCAUGGAGCAGUACGAGCUCGGCGACUUCCCCGGACCGCCCGAUGCCGUCAAAGGCACCCUGACGGGCAACAGCCUCAAGGUCGACAUCACCGUCGGCAGCAAGUCGGUGUCCUUUACGAGCACCAUCAAGAAGGGCUCGGGUGGCGGCGCCGCCAUUAUUACCAUUGGCGGGUCCUCGCUGCCCAUCCCCGGCACGGUCAGCACGAUCAACUUUGACAACGACGGCUUCGCGUCGCAGGCGUCGGGCUCGUCGCGCGGCCAGGGCAAAUUCUACACGCUGUUUGGCGCGGGCCACAGCGCGGGCGCCCUGACGGCGUGGGCCUGGGGUGUGGGCCGCCUGAUUGACGCGCUCGAGCAGGUCAAUGCGACGUCGGGCGUCGACACCACCAAGCUGGGCGUGACGGGCUGCUCGCGCAACGGCAAGGGCGCGUUCGUCGUGGGCGCGCUCAACACGCGCAUAGCGCUGACGCUCCCGCAGGAGUCGGGGUCGGGCGGCGCCGCCUGCUGGCGCAUUUCGGACGCGGAGAAGAGCGCGGGCAAGAACAUCCAGACAGCCGGCGAGAUUGUGGGCGAGAACGUGUGGUUCUCCAAGAACCUCAACAGCUACACGGCCAAGACGAGCACGAUGCCCGAGGACCACCACAUGCUGGCGGCGCUGACGGCCCCGCGCGGCCUGUUUGUCAUUGAGAACGAUAUCGACUGGCUGGGCCCCGUGUCGACCACCGGCUGCAUGAAGGCGGGCCGGCUGAUCUACAAGGGCGUGGGCGCGCCCAACAACAUGGGCUUCUCGCUCGUGGGCGGCCACUCGCACUGCAUGUUCCCGAGCGCGCAGCAGGCCGACUUGACGACGUACAUCAACCACUUUUUGCUGGGCACGGGCGCGGCGCCCGGUGCCGUCGAAAAGUCGUCGGCGACUGUCGACAUGUCCAAGUAUGUCGACUGGACCCCGCCGACUCUGUCGUAG